GACGUGAGUCGAGUCAGUCGACGGCUCCACGACGAGUCCCAAGUGUCUCCAGUGAAAAAAAAAAAGAAGUCUAAAAAAAAAAAUAAAAAAAGAUAAGAAAAACAGUCAAAAAUCGACGAAUUAAAAAUUCUAAGAGACGAGUAAAUUGGAUUGGCAGUAGAAUCUUGUUUACACGAGGGGCUAGAGUCGCUCGUGGAGGAUUUAGAUCGGUCUCUGGGUGUUAUUCAUAUUUUGUGGUGAUUUAUUUUUUUUUUUUUUUUGACACACCCCCCAUUUGUUUUUAAUAAAAAAAUAUCUCAACAAUGAGCUGGCAGGAUUACGUUGACAAGCAGCUGCUCGCAUCGAAAUGCGUUACAAAGGCGGCGAUUGCCGGCCACGACGGCAAUCUCUGGGCUAAAUCCGAUGGCUUUGAAGUGAGCAAAGAUGAAUUAGCUAAGCUACUUCAGGGAUUCGACUCCCAGGAGCUCCUGACGUCGUCAGGUGUGACAUUAGCUGGCAUCAAGUAUAUCUACCUGUCGGGUACAGACCGUGUGAUAAGAGCCAAAUCGGCAAAAGUCGGGGUACACUGCAUGAAGACGACGCAGACUAUUGUAGUAUCACUAUACGAGGAUCCAAUUCAACCACAGCAAGCCGCAUCGGUCGUCGAGAAGUUGGGUGAUUACCUCCUCACCUGCGGCUAUUAGUAACCUCUGGGACCCAAUUUACAAAUACCUAAUAAUAAUUAAUAAUACAGUCGAUUAUUUUAAACAAAAUACUAAAAAAAAACACAGCGAAUCAACAAAGCAACAAACCAUAAGAAAUCCGAAAACAAAAUGAAUGGUGAAAACUGGAAUUUAAUCUUGCAUUCGUCAUCUCAAAAAAAUCAUAAAUAAUCAUAAACAAUAAGCGGAAAUGCCGCAACUCCGUCGCCGUUAGACUCGACGAUAAUCGUGAGAGUGAAUUUUUUCACAUUCAAAGAGAGUGCAUGUGUGAGAUAGAAUAUUGAGAGAAUCAUCGUCAUCUGUAUUUCUACGUCACACCAUCAGAAUUAGUCACUUCUGUCCCCCUUUUUUUUUUCCCCUUUCUAUUCCUAAAAAUGUUUUUUUGGCAUCAACAUCUCGAAUCCCCACAGCCAUUUGGCAGCUGGAGGAAUUCGAGAAUCGACUGAAAGAGGCCAGAACGUAUUUUUGAGAUAAUUAAAAUUGCUAAAGACUUUUUCAACUCAAAUCAGAAUCACAAAAUCGAGAAAUUCAGAUAAAUCUCUCUAUUUCUUCAUUAUCUCACGACCUAGUGGACUCAGAGAAAAAAAUCAUAAGAACUCAUAACUGGUGAAUGACAUUUCCCAGGAAAAGUUUUCAACGAUUUUUUUUCCAAACUCCACUCAUUACCGAGAUAACGCUCAACUCAGAACAACAAUUUGAAAAUCUCGAAAAAAAAUCACUGGAUGACUGAAUAUUUCUCGAACAAAAUGAAAAGAGGAAAGAAAAUGAGCUAAUGUUUAUUUAAAAGUUCUCCCUAGACCCGAGGGACAGAAAUCUCAGUAAAAUCAACUCAUUAUCCAUAUUCAAAUGACGUAAGUCACAUAGUUUAAUAACUAUUUCAUAAAAAAUCAUUGUAACGGCCUUUCAUUUGUCUUUUUAAUAAACCGAUUAAAAAAUGAUUAAAUAAAUAAAUAAAUACAUGUGAGAACGAGUGAAGAGUCUCAUCGAAUAGAGAACAUUUUUUUUUUCUCUCGUCCUCAGUUAAUAUUUCCGUUGUGCGAGAGUGAGAUACGAAUUCUGAGACGAGGAUGUGGGUUUUCUACAUUGAUAACGAUAAAGAGAGGGCAGGGGAGGAAACUGACGAAUUGAUAAGGGCGACGGUAGGUAAAGGCAUGACAGUUCACCAUAAAAUUCGAUAAUUCUCAUUUAUCGAAAUGACAGAACGACAAGCGAAAUCAAAAAAUCCCUCAAAAGAAAAAAUCGGUUUCCAAAAUUCGAUAUAUCUCGAGUUCUACCGAUCGGAGAUCGAUGAUUCAAACUCCAUCGGAUCCGCGGAAAAAUUCCCCAUCCAAAGACCUAUUUUUCAGCCCAUUUUGCCCCGCUGGUUUUUAGUGAAAUGCGAAAAAACAGAGGGAAAAGGUUUUCAAGCCUUUGCCAUCGGUUUUUUAAUUAUUUGCGGGGCAAAAUCGGUUGACAGCAAGUGUUUUUUUAUGGAGAAUUUUCCAGGGAAUUUAAUGAGAGUCGGAUAAUUAGUUUCGGUGUUGCGACUCUCGAGAUAUUGAAGAUCUGAGUCGAGGGCAUUUCAGAGAAUUUCGUUAUCAUUUUGGCAUUCACGGUGUGAUAGAGUUAUCGAUUUUUAAAAUGAAAAUAUGGAACAAAUUAAUUGACGUCCCAUGACCGAUUGGCUGUACCUCUCGUUCUUCAUAAUUGAAAUAAAAUCGAGGAGUUAUUGAAUGGGAGGAAUUGAGAAAAUGCGUUGUCCCUUUUUCUAGCUAUUUACUGUCUCCAAUAUUUGCUAAUUGUAAUGAGAUUUGAAAAAAAAAAAGGAGCGAUCUGUCAUAACUGCUGAGAUUUUUAUUGGAAAUAAACUAAUUGAUAAGAGAUUAGUGGAAUGGAGUUAUAGUUUUGGGCGCGAUUUAUUCGUUUAUCUUUUUAAUAUUGAGGUGAUGCAUUUGAGGUGUUGAGGUAACGAAAUAAACUAAUUAAUAUUUCCGAUUAUUGAUAAUUGACGUCUUUUUUUACUGAGGGGAAAGUGUAUCAUAAGGAGUGGAAGCGUUUGUAUUCAUUUGCGUUGUAAUUUUUUUUUGAGGAAUAGUGAAAAGUUAUUUGAAUUUCUGGGAAAUAUUCGGUGGAUAAUUGUUUAAACAAUUACUGAAUGUUUGGAUAUUCCUUUCGGGUGGAAGGGUGACGGAAUAAUUAUAUCUCGGGGUAUAAACAAUUUUUUUUUUAGGGAAAUCCCUUUUUUUGAUGCAAAACUAAUGGAAAAGGGAAAUUGAGGGAAAAAUUCAUUUCUCCUCUCGAAUAAUUGAUCAAAAAUCGUUUAAAAUAUGGAAAUGAAUUGUUUUACUUGUGUUUAAGCCCUGGAGACUAGAUCGUAUUAAUUACCGAUUUUUUCUUUGGAGUAAUUAAUUCAUUUAAUUUUUUUCUUGAAAAUUGAAAAAUUGGUUUUGAAAUAAAUAGCUUCAACAAUAAUUUUUUUCUCGUCAAAUCGUCAUUAGUGGAGUUGAAUGAGUCCAGGACACAGACUGAUGGCAAAGUGUGUCAAAUCGACACAAUUUUCUUUUUUCUCUUCAUUUUAUUUCGAAUCGACUUGUUUGCCUUUUAGGGAUUUUUCCCGUUGCCUUGAAAUGGCAGAGUGCAAAAAAACACCUCCAGAGACCCGUUCACUCCGCUUUUGACGUGAUAAAUAAAACCGCAAUGCCUAGUCGCGAUAAUUUUUUUUAAACUCUCCAUUUGGAUUUAAUCGGUAAGACCACUAGUUGCACCUCAUUUCUACGAUCGAGUUAUUCUCCUAGGUUUUUUCAUAUAAACGGGGCAAAACGGGCGGGCGAUUUCCAGCUCAUCGAAUAGACGGGAAAAUUUCCCAUCCAAAACACUCAUUAUCAAUCCAUUUUGCCCCGAUAUUGAUGGAGAUAUGAGAAAAAAUCGAUUGAACGUUCGAUUUUCGAGUAUCUCAGAAGUCUCUCAAUAAAGUCUCGAUAUCUCAAAAACUUACGGAGCAAAAUGGAACUGUGAGUAGUGAAUUGAAUUGCAAAUUUUCCCAGGAAUUCAAUGAACGAAAAUUCAUUACUCUACGACAAUUUCUCGUCGAGAUAUUCGCGUUUUUGUGGACCGAGAUUUUUCACUGUUUUUUUAUCCGAGUGAAUUUCGUUCUCCCGUUUUAUUUGCAGCUUCAUAAUAUUUAAUUAAUCACUAAUUGCGUAUCUGUGUACGUCAGGGACUCAUCGAUAUCACUAAUGAACUUAUAAAUACACCAAUGCAUAUAACUAACCCACAGCUACAAGAGAAAAGUGAAAAGAAUGAUGAAUGAAGAGUAAUGAUUAUUGUAUUUCUGUACUGCUAAUUGCUACUUACUACUUACCCCCUCUUCGCUAAAAACUGCUAAUCCUCGCUAGUAACUAUUUAUAACUUAAAUAAUUAAAACCACUAAUGAAUGCAAAAUGUUUUUCGGUGGCUGCUUGUCAAUGGAAUAUUUUUCAAUGUGCCAAGCGCCCAUGACGAAUGGAUCUGAUCGAUAUGUUUUUGAUUAAAUUUAAUGAGGGAUACAGAACAAACUACCUAAACUAUGUAACAAUUUUUAUUGAUAAAAGGAAGGAAAUAAAAUUGAAAUAAUAAUUGUAAA
Molecule: messenger RNA, 4302 nt
Organism: Fopius arisanus
Lineage: Eukaryota; Metazoa; Arthropoda; Insecta; Hymenoptera; Braconidae
Gene: chic
Product: profilin chic
Exons: 3
Coding region: 303-683 (126 amino acids)
Cellular component (GO): cell cortex
Molecular function (GO): actin monomer binding
Source: RefSeq, a predicted model, not a curated record